Messenger RNA from Aspergillus sclerotioniger CBS 115572, 642 nucleotides. RefSeq lists its product as uncharacterized. Lineage: Eukaryota; Fungi; Ascomycota; Eurotiomycetes; Eurotiales; Aspergillaceae. The transcript has a single exon. The record is from RefSeq and is a predicted model, not a curated record. Bases 106 to 642 code for a protein of 178 amino acids.
GUGAUUCUCUAUUCCUGUGUUACCUCCAUCAACCUUUCCUUCCUUCUUUCCUCCAACCUAUCCAUCUCCCACCACACCACCACAUCCCAUCAUCUAUCUUGCAAAAUGACCACUCCACCAUCUCCAUCAAUCAAAAUGGCCACCAAAGACGACACCUCCACCCAAAUCACCACCAUCUCCAAUCUCAAAGACACCUCCAUCUCACCCACCCUCUGGUACCGCCUGCACGUCCUCAUCUCCGACCUCCAGAACUUCAACAACCCCACCUCCCAAACCCGACUAGAAAGCAUCACUGAUCCCUCCUUCAUCGUCCCUCCAUACUUCUCCUCCGACGAAGCCAAAAAAAUCAAACAGACAGUCGUCGAUACCACCGGCAAGACCUUCACACAAAUGGUGGAAGAAGGCCUGAAUGAGCGACUCGAAUGGCGCCAGAAGAAACGUAUCGAGAGUGGGGAUUUUCGCGUCUGCGCGGCUCACGAUCUGGCUCCUGUUAUGGGGCGUGCGUUGGGGAUUGAUUUGAAGAUGUUGGAGAAGGAUAAGGCGUUUGGGAAGUUGGUUGAGCAGAAGGGGUUGGAUUUAGGGGAGGGGGAGGGUUGGGGUGGGUUGAAGAAGAAGUCGUUUGAGCCGAAGAAGAGGAGGUGA